CAUCCCAGUAUUACAUAAACUCUUAGAGGCCACUAAAGAGUUCACAAGCGUGAAGCCUUGAAACCAGCGCAGCGGGUGCCGUCGCUUUAUAGGAAAAAAGCCACAGCCUUUCCCAGAGCCUGUCAGGGCCUUAAAGGUUCUGAGGGACUCAAUAUGGAGCGUGCGCCCUGCUUGCUGCUACUACUGUUACCGCUGCUGCUACGUGUUUCUGCGAACAUGCCAGAGCCCUGUGAGGUGGACGAGGAAGAUGUCCGCUGCUUUUGCAACUUCUCGGGACUUCAGCCCGAGUGGACCGAAGCAAUGCAGUGUAUGGUUGCUGUCGAGGUGGAGAUCCGUGGCGGCGGCCACAGCCUGGAACCGUUUCUACAGCGCGCCAAGGACUACGAAGAUCCGCGGCAGUACGCGGACAUGAUCAGGGCUCUGCGUGUUCGGAGGCUCACAGUGGGUGCCGCGCGGGUUCCUGCUCGGUUACUGCUCAGCGUUUUGCGUGUGCUAGGAUACUCCCGCCUCAAGGAACUGACGCUGGAGGACCUAGAGGUCACCGGCACUCUGCCGCCGCCGCCUCAGCCUCUGGAAGCCACCGGGCCUGCCCUCUCCACCUUGCGCCUCCGUAACGUGUCGUGGGCGGUAGGGGGGUCCUGGCUAUCCGAGCUGCAGCAGUGGUUCAAGCCAGGGCUCAAGGUACUGAACAUCGCCCAAGCACACUCUCUUGCCUUUUCCUGCGAACAGGUGCGCACCUUCUCCGCCCUCACCACCCUAGAUCUGUCUGACAAUCCCGGACUGGGCGAACGCGGACUGUUGGCGGCUCUCUGUCCCCACAAGUUCCCCGCCCUCCAAAAUCUAGCGCUGCGCAACACGGGGAUGCAGACGCCUAAAGGUGUGUGCACUGCACUGGGGGCGGCAGGGGUGCAGCUCCACUGCCUAGACCUCAGCCACAAUUCACUGAGCUCAACCGCAAGUUCCGACGCUCCCGAGUGCGUCUGGCCUAGCAAGCUAAACUCCCUCAAUCUGUCGUUCGCUGAGCUACAGCAGGUGCCUAAAGGACUGCCGGCCAAGCUCAGCGUGCUUGAUCUCAGCUACAACAGGCUGACUAGGGCGCCGAGGCCAGAUGAGCUGCCCCAGGUGGGUAACCUGACACUGGAUGGUAAUCCCUUCUUGGUCUCUGAAGGCUCUACCCUACAAGAAAACUUGAAGAAUUCGGGCGUGGUCCCAGACUGUGCACAUUCGCCCCUGUCACUGGUGGUGUCGGGAACUCUGGCGCUGCUCGGAGGGGCACAGGCCUUUCCCUAAGGCCCAAGGGAGAAUGGACUCAGAUUGUCCUGGCUUCAGGGGAGCCCCGUAAGGACAUUCAGGACUUCUUGACCAAGCAACCCUUUAUUAAAAUCUUUAGCAAUGGG
This is a messenger RNA of Otolemur garnettii (small-eared galago), 1397 nucleotides long. It is a transcript of the gene CD14, whose product is annotated as CD14 molecule. The record is from RefSeq and is a predicted model, not a curated record. The transcript has 2 exons. NCBI's taxonomy places the organism in Eukaryota, Metazoa, Chordata, Mammalia, Primates, Galagidae. Gene Ontology annotation, cellular component: lipopolysaccharide receptor complex; external side of plasma membrane; membrane raft. Gene Ontology annotation, molecular function: protein binding; lipopolysaccharide binding. Gene Ontology annotation, biological process: toll-like receptor 4 signaling pathway; positive regulation of type I interferon production; positive regulation of type II interferon production. The coding region runs from base 154 to 1290 and encodes 378 amino acids.